Molecule: messenger RNA, 489 nt
Organism: Acinonyx jubatus (cheetah)
Lineage: Eukaryota; Metazoa; Chordata; Mammalia; Carnivora; Felidae
Gene: TFF1
Product: trefoil factor 1
Exons: 3
Coding region: 68-313 (81 amino acids)
Biological process (GO): maintenance of gastrointestinal epithelium
Source: RefSeq, a predicted model, not a curated record
AGCCUGGACGGGUUCUCAUCCCUGACUCGUGGUCUCCGGUAGAGCAGAGAGGAAGGUCACGGCCGCCAUGGAGCCCAGGGUUAUCUGCGUCCUGCUGUUGGUCUCCACACUGGCCCUCAGUUCCUUGGCCCAGGGCCAGCUGGAGACAUGCGUUGUGGAUCCUCACAAGAGGACGAACUGUGGCUCCCCGGGAAUCACACCCUCCCAGUGCAAAGAUAAGGGCUGCUGCUUCGACAACACUGUGCGUGGAGUCCCGUGGUGCUUCUUUCCCGUGGCUGUGGACAACCCUCCCGAAGAGGAGUGCUCCUUCUAGACGCGCUUCGUCCGAGCCUCGCCAGGAGCGGCCAUGGCCUCCCCGGUGGCCGGGAGCCCAGCCCUCGGGGCCUCCGCACCUGCACCAGCGCUCACUGCGUGGACGGACUCACACACUCCCCUGCUCGAAAUUGGCUUAAAGAUUAAAAGACGUGGAUGUUACUCGUGUUUUCAGUU